Messenger RNA from Apis cerana (Asiatic honeybee), 3421 nucleotides. RefSeq lists its product as uncharacterized. Gene Ontology annotation, biological process: nuclear protein quality control by the ubiquitin-proteasome system; proteasome localization. Gene Ontology annotation, cellular component: nuclear membrane; nucleus. The record is from RefSeq and is a predicted model, not a curated record. Gene Ontology annotation, molecular function: proteasome binding. Lineage: Eukaryota; Metazoa; Arthropoda; Insecta; Hymenoptera; Apidae.
UUCCCGCCAUUUUCCAGUCCUGUUUAUUACAACUAUAUUUGACGCGUUAUCGCGUCGUGUUAUCGUAUUUUUUGUGUUCUUUGUGAUCUUAUAUUUUAUAUUUUUUAUAAAUUUUCGAAUUAUAAUUUUAUUCUAAUCAUCAAUAAAUCAUGUAAAGAAGUUAAAUUACGUUUCUGUCCAAAAAUAGAGUUGACAUUUCAUGUGCCAUAUUUAACUAAUUAUCAAGAAAAAUAUAAAUUAUAAUCAUAUCUUUGAAUGAAAAUUUUUUUAUUAUAUUGAAAGAAAUGAAUACUCCAACUACUAGAGAUUUCUUGCGAAGACCAGAUGGAACACGUAGAAGAUCUUCUCGUCAAGCUUUAGCAGUAAUUCCCGUCAACAAUUCUGCUUCACCUGGAGAAGCAAUUUCUACUGAAGUUAAUGCAAUGGAUAAUUUUUUAAAUAGUCGUCAUGGUUCUGAAUCUUGGAGUCCUGCACCUAGUCCUGAUGAACUCGUAAUUCAAAAACGAGGGCGUCGUCGUAGAACUAUAGUUUGGUCUCCUGAUCUUGAUACUUGUAAAAGGAAUAGUCUUUUUAGCUCAAGUUCUAAAGAUCGUACUCCAGUGAAAAGUCCAUCAAAAUCAACUAUGAUAUUGAGAAGUACACCUAGAAAGAGACUUUCUCUUGCUGAUAACAGUGAAUCUCAAUUUACGACACCAGACAAAAAGAAAAAGUUACAAAACUUAUUAGAUACUAAUAAUUCACAAAAAUAUUUUACUGGCAAUUUAUUAAAUGGUUUGAGAGGUCUUAGCCAUAAUCAAUUAGUACACAUGAUUAUGGAUUUAGUGUCUAUGCAAGAGGACGGUCUUUUACACAACAAUGAUAAAAUACGGAAUAUUUUAUUGAAAAAAAUGCCAAUGGCUGAUAUUCAAUCAUUGAUUGAUAUAUUAAAUAAUUUAAAGCAAAAUAUACAAGCUAGCAUUGGAUUUUCUGAUUUGAAUGGUUUAUCUAAUAUUCAUUUAGAUGCCUUUCAUAAAGCAAUUAUAGAUCAAGGGAAAAGACUUGUAGAAUCACAGCAUUGGAUAUCAGUAAUGCAUUAUGUAUAUGCAGCAUGGAAUAUUACAAAGCAACUAAAUGAAAAAGAACAUCAAAAUAUAUGCAAUUUGACACAUAAAUGUUUUAAAAAUUUGACGCAUUUUUGUUCUCAAGCUUUGAAAAAAGGAAAUUUUACAAGUACUGUAUUGGAUAUGUUUGCUGACAGGCUUGAUGCAAUGGUUGAAGAUUAUGAGGACUUAAAAGUUUGUUUACAGUUGAUAAACGAAGUAAAAAACAACGAAACCUAAAUAUUUUUUCUACAUCGUUUUCAAUAACAAAAAACUAUAUAUAAACAUUAUUUCUAUACAUACAUAUAUAUACAUAUAUAUAUACAUAUAUAUAUAUAUAUAUAUAUUUUUAAUAUAUACAUAAAUUUUAAUUCUCAUUGUAAUAUAAAGACUUUACUGGAGUCUUGAUCAUUAUUAGGUAGACUAUAUCUUUUUUACUAUUUUUUUUUUUUUUUUAUAAUUCAAUCAUAUAAUGAGAGAUUCAUAUGGACCGGUAUUAGUAGUAGCUUUAAGAAUAUUUAAAAUUUUCAAAUGAUAUUUUUAUAUUAUGUUCGUAUUAAAUAUUUUGAGAUAUUUGACAUUUUAUAAUCUUUGCAAUUAUAAUUUAUGUUAUGUUAAUGAAAAACGUCAUUUAAAAAGGACAUUGUUAUCAAGCUAGGGUAACUUAUAUAUUUCAAACGUGAUCGUUAAAUUCAUUUGUAUUAUUUAUGAUUCAUUUGCGAUAGAUAUGUUUUUUUAAGAUAUUUAUAAAAUUUUAACUUUUUUUUUUUAAAUAUAUCUUAUAUGUAUUUUGUUAAAAAUACUUAGGGACCAUACUUAUCUUAUUGAUACAAUUUCUUGUCUAUGUUUUUUUUCAUGACAAUUAUAUAUACAUAUAUAAAAACAUACAGACAAAUUGAUUUUUAUUAAAAACAAUUUAUUCGUCAUAAUAUAUCAUGCAUUCUUACAUAAUAUACCAUUAUUACUUCUGAAAGGCACAUACUUCAUUUACGUGUGUGUAUGUGUGUGUACACGCGUGAGUGCGUGCUUAUGUAGGAGUGGAUGCGUGUAAAUGUCAGAAACAUUCUGAGAAUCGAAUAAAAUUCUUUCUUUUUUCUAGAAUUAAUUCAAUUACUGUUUUUUCAGACAGUAUAACAAUGAUCUUAUGAAUAUUUGUAAUCAGAUCAUUCGAAUUUUUCCUAGACAAUAAUUAAUUAAUUAAUAUCUAUGUUUAAUGUAUCAAGUUUUAAAUUGAUUACUCAGAGAUUCUCGAAUCGCAUUGAUUUGUUGUUGAUUACGCCUCAAAUAACAAAAGAAAUAUUGGAUAUGGUCAUAUCGGACCAUCGAAAUUUUUUUUAAUUUCUUCCGUGUUCGCAAGCGUAAGAUUAUUAAUUUUCUUUCUUAUAACGGAUCAUUUAAAAAGUGCGUAUUGGCAAGAUUACAUUAUACACAAUUCUUAGGAACAUUUUCAAAAUCCGAAUUCUUUUUGAUCGGAUUUGGAAAAUUUCAUUAGACGAAUAAAAACAUAACAAUGAACGCAACAAUAAUCUGACUUCAUCUAAAUAAAAACAUUUAGGUGAAACAAACCAAACGCGUUUUAAGUAUGUCUAUGCAGUUCAUAUAGAACGUUUUAUGUUCUAUGGUAAUAUGCGUAAAAUAAAAGUUUAACGAGAUUGAAAAAUCGUUCAAAAAGUUUUUUUCUCGCCGAGUCUCGAAAAAAACGAAAAUGGAAAUGAAAAAUGGAUAUUUCAAUGAAAAUAUUUCUUCAUCUUAAAAAAAAAAAAAAGUGUUGCCAAUUUUUGCUAUUUUCAAAUAAUUACAAUUGUUUUUUAAACAAUAAAAAAAGUUUGCGUUUAUUGAAAAUAAAUAAAAUUAUAUUAAUUAUUCUCAAUCGGACGUUCUUAAUCGAGACUUGGUUAGGAUGAACCUAAGAAAAAACUUUUUAAAUGAUGUUCAUCACGGCGCAAUACUUAGACGAUGCAUAUUAAAACGUAAAUAUUUCAAUUAUUGACUAUGCGGCCGUUGAGCUAAAAGUGGAAUCACGGGUAAAAAUAUUAAAAUUUUAUUUUUGUAUUGAAUUAUUUUUCAAUUGAAGGAAUUAGUUAGAAUCACUAUAAUCAAGAUUAUAUCAUCCUUCGAGUUAUAUUUUAAUUUAAAAGAGAAAGAAAAGGUAAGAGUCGAAAAAAAAUAAGAACAGUUACGCAUGUAUAGGAUGUAGUUUAUCAUUUUUUCGCUUUUUUUAUCUAAUUAUAUUUUAAUUGUUUGUUUAUUAUUCGUUUUUUAUUGUUUAUUAUUCGUUAUUUAUUGUUUGUUUGUUAUUCAUUUUCGUGAUUCACCCAUGAUCCGGACUUAUUAGCUAUAUU